UAAAAUUUAGAGUCUUUUUACAAAAAUUUUCCAUUAGAAAAACCAGAGGGUACUUUUGAGCGCUCGGACGGAAAUUGAAAGUAGCUGUUAGCCUUUGAACUUUGAGCUCAGAGAAGAAAAAACCCAGGCAGAGCAGAGAGACCCCUCUUUCUCCUCGCAGCGCUAAAACCUCCCCUUCUUCUCUUCUUCGACAAUGCCAUAAACAAGCCAUUUCUAUUUCCCUCCUCUUCCAAUCCCAGUUGCUGCGACUAAUUAUUACUAGCAAUGGAAGUUGGCGGUGGUGGAGGCGGCAGUAGAGACAAGAGUUCUUCGCCGGUGACCAAACCAUCAAAAUUUGCAGUCUAUCAAAAUCCUGCUUUAUCCGCUGCCUUAACCGCCAACAGCCUCCAGCCCUCUAAAUCUGUUUUCCUCUUUAUCUUCUUUCUCUCCUCUGCUUCCGCUUUCGCUCUAUUCUCUAUUAUCUCCAGGGAAAAUGGACUGAUUGAAACAAUGAGAUACACAAAUUUCCCCCUAGAGGCAGCUUAUAUAUUCUCAAAAGUCAUACAAGCUUUCGUGGGUUCAGUUUUUAUUGGAUCUUUAUUUUCCCUCUACAAAGCCAUCUCUUGGCAUAGAGGUGCAGCUGGUGUUCCAAUAAAAUCUCCCUCUAAAGAAACUAAGGAUCAAUCACUUCUAACGACCCAUCAGCUGGGGCUUUUGGGAUUAAAGCCAAAAGUUGAAUCAGUUAUAACUGAAGCUUCAAAGAAACCUCCCAAGUCCAAACCCAUUUUGUCUGCUUCAGAAGUCCUUGUCCCAAUUCACCAACCAAUUAUCAGUUCCAAUCGUAAGUCCCGAGUUGGCCCUGAUAAAUCAAAUGCUGGCAGUGGGAAUAAAAUGACUUCUUUCAGCACCCCAUCCAUGUCACAGAGUUCUCCAUCCUCUUUAUACCUUGUUGCUGGGGCUAGUUCACCUCUAGCCUCUACUCACUCUUCUCCAGGGAUCGAUUCAGCAGUCUCAACUCCUUGGUCAGGCAAGCGAACCACCUUUACUAAAGAGAUAGCCACAGAAGAACAGCUUGAGCAGUUUUUGGCAGAAGUAGAUGAGAAAAUUGCAGAGUCAGCUGGGAAACUUGCAACUCCACCCCCCACUAUUAGGGGCUUCAGUGUGGCUAGUCCUAAUGCUGUAGCUAGUCCAGCUAAUACAUCUGGAACUACAAGGAGCACACCCUUGCGACCUGUGAGGAUGUCUCCUGGUUCACAGAAAUUUACCACUCCACCUAAGAAAGGAGAGGGUGACCUUCCUCUACCAAUGUCCAUGGAAGAGUCUAUUGAAGCUUUCAAGCAUUUGGGCAUCUAUCCUCAAAUUGAACAGUGGCGUGACCACCUUAGGCAAUGGUUUUCAUCAGUUGUACUGAAUCCUCUACUUAACAAAAUUGAAACCAGCCACAUUCAGGUAAUGCAAGCAGCUGCUAAACUUGGUAUUUCGGUCACAAUUAGUCAAGUGGGAAGUGAUUCACCAACUGGUGGAACUCCUGCUUCUAUGUCUUCAGUUGAUAGGAAGGAAUGGCAGCCAGCAUUCGCACUUGAUGAAGAUGGACUUCUAUAUCAGUUACGUGCUACUCUUAUGCAGGCUAUUGAUGCUUACAUGCCUAAGUUGCCUCUGGCUAACCUGCUACAGUCCCCACAGCAAAAUCCUAUGCUCCCCAUCAUGCAGGAGUGUGUGGAUGCCAUCACUGAACACCAAAGGCUCCAUACAUUGAUGAAAGGAGAAUGGGCCAAAGGUUUGCUUCCACAUACCAGUGUUCCAGAAGAUUAUAUGGUACAGAGGAUUCAGGAGCUUGCCGAAGGAACCUGCUUGAAGAACUAUGAGUACCUGGGAAGUGGAGAGGUUUAUGAAAAAAAAAAGAAGUGGACUCUUGAGCUUCCUACAGACUCACACUUGCUCUUAUACUUAUUUUGUGCUUUCCUAGAGCACCCAAAGUGGAUGCUUCAUGUGGAUCCUACAUCUCAUGCUGGAGUGCAGUCUAGCAAAAACCCCUUAUUUUUAGGGGUUCUUCCCCCAAAAGAAAGGUUUCCUGAGAAGUAUAUUUCUGUCUUGUCCAGUGUCCCUUCCACUAUUCACCCAGGAGCUUGUGUAAUGGUUGUUGGAAAGCAAAGCCCUCCAAUCUUUGCCUUGUACUGGGAUAAGAAACUACAAUUCUCUCUUCAGGGAAGAACAGCAUUGUGGGAUUCCAUCUUGCUUUUGUGCCACAGGAUCAAGGUAGGAUAUGGAGGCAUAGUUCGGGGCAUGCAUCUUGGUUCGUCAGCCUUAAGCAUCCUUCCAGUUCUCGAGUCAGAAACUGACGACUGACUAUUUAAUAGAUGUGCCUGUGUAUGAUGGACAAUGCAAGUCUCAACCCAAUGGCUAAAUGUUCAAGUCACUGGACCAGUUAAAAAUCUUCCUUCCUAUAAAAGGGCUGUCCAAAAUUUUGGUAGUGUACUUUUUCAGUCCACUCUGCUUGUCUUGCCGUUUUCUGGAGAGAAACUGACAAAGUUCUCUGAAUCUUUCCCCCAAAUUGCCUUUCUUUCUUCGGCCUUAAAUGUUUGUAAGGAUGAAAGUUUGUUCAAAAGUAUCAGUUAUGUAGAUUUCCCUAGCUAA
Messenger RNA from Manihot esculenta (cassava), 2613 nucleotides. Its product is annotated as transmembrane protein 209. The transcript has 7 exons. NCBI's taxonomy places the organism in Eukaryota, Viridiplantae, Streptophyta, Magnoliopsida, Malpighiales, Euphorbiaceae. The record is from RefSeq and is a predicted model, not a curated record. The coding region runs from base 265 to 2325 and encodes 686 amino acids. Gene Ontology annotation, cellular component: membrane.